Messenger RNA from Esox lucius (northern pike), 7697 nucleotides. RefSeq names its product leucine-rich repeat transmembrane neuronal protein 4. Gene Ontology annotation, molecular function: protein binding. Bases 688 to 2562 code for a protein of 624 amino acids. The transcript is spliced from 3 exons. NCBI's taxonomy places the organism in Eukaryota, Metazoa, Chordata, Actinopteri, Esociformes, Esocidae. The record is from RefSeq and is a predicted model, not a curated record.
UUUAACUAUUUAAACGCUUGCACUUACCCUGUGUAUUUUAUAUUGAACUAGGAGACCUAAUAGUGUUGAACGUGAUAAUCCUUACUUUGGUUUUCUUACAGAGCUUACGGCGGUUGGCCGUGGAAUUUUCUAAUCAGGCUGAGCUUAUUUAGGACGGUAAUGUGAAUUCCCUUUUCUGGGUCGCUUUUUACUGUGGAAAUCUGCUGGUAUUCACACAGCCUCUUGGGAAAAUCGUUGUUUGCGCAUCAUGCCAUAAUGAUGGAUCGAGGAUGCUGAUACCCUUUCGACUGGAUUCUUUUAACUUUUCUAUCAAGCUGGUUUUGGAUUAUCAUUUAUGAUUUCGAUGUCGCAUCCAUGGUUUGUUCUGUCUCGCAGUUAGCCUAAUAUUGGACUCCACGAGCGGGCAUCAUGUGCUUGGAAAUGAUAGAUAUGGAUUUUUGUCCGUCCUAGGGAAUAGUGAGGUAUGUUCCAUGGUGAAACUACAGUUUUGACACACGGAUACUCUUACUCGCUUAAAUUCCGAGGACCACGACGGACAGGUGCGCGUUGGAAUCGGCGGCUGCGCGUAGAGACUGGGGUCGUGGAUUAGAACCGUACGGUCUGAAGAGAGCGCGUGUCAUGCGGACUCAGGUCUCGCGCCCUGGAAGGCUUUAAAACCUGUGGACAGGAGCUGACAGAUAAGCGGAUAUGGGCUCUGCCGUGCGGCGCCGCUGGCUUCUGGUGCCGCUGCUCAUGCAGGUGUGGCUGGCAGCAUCUCCAUCCCUCAGUGAGCGCCCAUGCCCCAAGAGCUGUCGCUGCGAUGGGAAAAUUGUGUACUGUGAGUCCAGCGCCUUUCGUGAUGUGCCCAAAAACCUCUCAGGGGGCUGCCAAGGUCUGUCCCUACGUUAUAACAGCCUGGCCAGUCUUAGAGCUGGACAGUUUGUGGGCCUCAACCAGCUUAUCUGGCUGUACUUGGACCAUAACUACAUUGCCUCUGUGGACGUACUGGCCUUCCAAGGUGUGCGGAGGCUCAAAGAACUUAUCUUGAGCUCCAACAAGAUCACAAUGCUUCACAACACCACUUUCCACCCAGUUCCCAACCUUCGCAACCUGGACCUGUCCUAUAACAAACUGGCAGCCUUGCAGCCAGGUCAGUUCCAGGGCCUCCGCAAGCUACUUAGCCUGCACAUGCGUUCCAACUCCUUGAAAAGCAUUCCUGUGCGUCUGUUCCAGGACUGUAGAAACCUGGAGUUCCUGGACCUGGGUUACAACCGUCUGCGCAGCAUAACCCGCAACGCAUUCUCUGGCUUGCUGAAGCUGACUGAGCUGCACCUGGAGCACAACCAGUUCUCUAAGAUCAACUUUUCCCACUUCCCACGCCUCUACAAUUUGCGGGCACUUUACCUGCAGUGGAAUCGCAUCCGCUCCAUGAGUCAGGGCCUGACCUGGACCUGGUCCUCCCUGCAGAAGCUAGACCUGUCUGGCAAUGAUCUGCAAGAGGUGGAUGCUACAGUCUACCAAUGCCUGCCCAACCUUCAAACGCUCAAUCUGGAUUCGAACAAACUCACCAAUGUUUCCCAGGAGACCGUGUCAGCCUGGAUUUCCCUGACCACCAUCAGCCUGGCCGGGAAUGUGUGGGACUGUGGUGCAGUUGUCUGCCCCCUGGUGGUUUGGCUGAGGAACUUCAAGGGGAACAAAGAGACCACCAUGAUCUGUGCUGCCCCCAAGGAGGCCCAGGGUGAGAAGGUCAUGGAUGCUGUAGACACCCGUGGUGUGUGUCGGGCUACCACCAACACACCCCUGAUGGCCAGCGCACCACCUUCCCCCUUUAAUGGCCCAGGCCAGACAGAGCGCCGCCCAGCCUACCCCACGACCCUGUCCGGGGGGGAAAAUAGGGGGGAGGGAUCUGUUGGGGGCCCUACGUCUCCAGCUGUUACCCCGCCUGUGGUGCCACCACCUGAACAGGAAUUUGAGUCUGUGUCUUUUCACAAGAUUGUGGCAGGGAGUGUUGCCCUUUUCUUGUCCGUGGUGAUGAUCCUGCUGGUUAUCUAUGUGUCGUGGAAGCGCUAUCCAAGCAGUGUGAAGCAGCUGCAGGAGCACUCGGCCGCGGCUCGCAAACGCCGGAAAAAAGCCAGAGAGACUGAACGCACGCUGAGUUCACCACUGCAGGAGUACUAUGUGGACUACAAGCCCAACAAUUCGGAGGCCAUGGAUGUGCUUGUCAAUGGGACGGGGCCCUGCACGUACACCAUCUCAGGCUCCAGAGAAUGCGAGGUCCCACACCAGAUGGGCGCCCUGGCGUACUACCGGUAUGAGCAGCCUGUUGUGGACUACUGCCAGGCCCAUCAGCCCCUGCGGCUCAACAUGGGCUACGAGGGCCCCCCGCAGGGACUGGAGGAGCUGGGGCCACGCGACAGGGCCACCAUACAGACUGUAGCGCUGCCUGCCGUGCCCUUUGCUGCCACUGUUGGGGUGGGGCCUGGGCCUCGCUCACCACCCUCCAUCCUCAGAGCCCCGUCCGAGGGCCCUAGUGGCCCCUUCCCUCCCCCAGAACGCAGCACCACGCUUACCUUCGGACGCUAAUGGCUGGAGCGAGAGGAUGACUUUUGAGGCGGGCAGGGGUGAUACAGAUCCACCAUGACUCUUGAGUAGAGGGAGAGGGAGUUGGGGGUUUCUAUAGGGUGUUUCUCAGCACACUGGCAUGUAAAGGCCACAAGGGGGCAGAGGUGAGGAGAGGAUAACAAAUAAAAAGAUCAAUUUUAAAAACAUGGCUUGAGGCCAUCUGGCAUAUGGAACGCGACCAUUAGGAAGGAUGAUGCUGCUGGGAGUAUUGCGAUCCUCUCUCUUUCUUUUACCAAACACUUCAAAGCUGCCCUCCUGCUCCCAUCCUCCUGGCUCCUGGGAAAUUGAAAUGUGAUGCAACAUGCAUGACACGUUAAAGCAUCGCUUUGGUUACAGCUCUGGCCCAUGCAGCGACAACACUGUAGGGUGCCUGUUCCAAGGAAUGGAUAAUGACAGUUCUCUCAUGCUGUGUGAGGAGUGAGAAAGGAAUGUGCAAUAAACAAGGUUUCCGGAGGACAGAAAUGAUGGAGAUAUAAAGCAAGAGACAACAUCAUGAUACACAAUAAUGUUUACCAGAGUUCAAAAGCUCGCUGUUACUCGCAGUAAAAUUACCAGUCAGCGGUCAUAAUGCUAUCUUAUGGGAAUCAUUAUUUUAUUAAAAUGUUCAAAUGUUCAAAACAGGAGAAUGUCAUGGUGAGGGAAAACAAGUAGAGCGUUGUAUCGUUUCCAUAUUGUGUUUUCUGUAAUUGCAACUAUGGAGGUCAUUGUCUCAUACUGAGUUCUAUUAAUGUGCUCAUGUCGUACCAAAGAUUUGUUCUUUUAGAUGUACAUAACAUUUUUUUAAUAUUGUUUUGUUUCUGAACAAACCUGGUACACAUUAAAUACAUGCUAUAGAUGGUGUACAUUCUAUAAAUGUGCAUCUGCCGUCUCUAUACAGUAUGUAUAACCAAACCACAUGCUCUGCUACAAAGACUGCCUAGUCAACUAUCUCUGUCUGCAGUCGGGAGCCUACUCGGUUUGCCAAAUGACAAAAAGUUAAUUUGAUGUAGUGCAAUAGAAACAUUUAUGAAGCAUGUGCAAUGGGGUGUCAAGAUUUGGCAUCUGGCUCGAGUGGGCCCCCCAUAGAUUAUGCCAUCUAUAAUCUGGGUAACUCAUGGGAUUGAUACAGUAUACAUCUAAUUAAAUCCUUUGAAAUGAAAAAAAAACCCAACAACAACCUGUGAGUGAAAUGUGAGGGCAGAGUUACAGCCUUUUAAAUGCCAAUGUGUGCUCUGCUCUGUUUGAUCAAAUUAGGCAGAGCAAUGAACAAGGUGGUCAUUGAGGGAGGUCAGGGAAUUGGUUGGAUCUCUGACCAUCUGUAAAGGCCUAGCAAGCCAUAUUUAUAUAUUUGUUUUCUCAAACAAUGCUUGAUUUCCUUGUGUAACUGAGGUGAGAGGAAUGUAGGUAUGCUGCUGGCCAAUCCUCUGCUGCCUUCUCCUCCCUAUGCCCUCAGAGACAGUGGAGACACAGGGCCCAGUGCCUCAUGGGGGCUUGUUUGGCUGACUAACUGACACGUUGACCUCCAGAUGAAUCUUUUGACCCCCAGAUGAACUCAUCGACUGCGGUGGACUGUCAUUCUGGGGAUGGAUAUUGCCUGUUAACAACAGCCCUCUGUUAGCCAGUGGGCCUUGUGUUCGGACUCUAACAAGAUAAAUGUGGACACUGUCUGUCACCCAUGGGCAUUAUUGCACAUCCUUUACCAUGGACUGAUGCUGAUGAUGCAGGACUGGAACAUUUGUUUGCUUUCAAUGGGCAUGCCCCACCCCCCCUUUAUUCCCCAUUUCCAAAUAACACACUAUGGUUAUAUUUUAAGUCCGGAAAAUAGUUUGUGGUCAUAACUGGCCUCCCACAGACAGGAGAACCAGGAGGAGGGAGCACACCAGGCCACCUACAGUGCAUGUCCGCCCAGGAAGGACAGUGCGUAAGAGGGCAAGAAGAUGGGAAGGCCCGGGAGACGGCAGUUGUUGCUUUCGUGAUGUUUCUCGAUGACAAAAAGUGAAACUUUUUGAAAUGAUCAAAGAUGUCAAUUAAUUCUAUAAAACACUCAAUCAGAAGGAGAAAAAAAACAUUGGGACUUAUUUAACGUGUAAAUAAAUCAAUCAUAAGGAACAAGUUACAUAUUCUGCUUCUUCUGAAACACAAACUGCUUGUGGCCAGAAGAGGAGCCUUAUCCACAACCCAUUGUGAGGGAGGCCGUCUGUCCAGGAGAGUGCUUCAGGAGGGAGGUGAAGAUUCCCACCAAAUGCUCUCCUCGUCUUGUUUUAAUGAUAAAUAUUUUUCUAUUUGCUGCCAGCACUCUCCACCAUGUCACUAUUUCUGCAGAGGUUGUCCAUUACUGAAGUUAUUACUCAUGUCUCUGAGUCACAUCCCCUAACCAGAAACCUAUAUGACAGGGAAUUUUAGAGCCCUUCAUUCUUCUCAAAUUGAUAUUUUGAAAGAGCAUUGUUGUGCCAUGAUAACAUUGUUCCAUUUCCUAAUUUGCCAACCCCAAGCAAACGCACACAUAAUGCUUUGAUAAUGAUAUCAUGAUCUGGUGAACUAGUGGAUUGAGAUAUGCCCCACAUAUUACAUACCAAUUGUUGGUUUACUCAAAAUGGCUUCUGACACCAGUUCUCAUUCCAGGUGACCUUGUAAUAAAUGUUGUGCCAAUGUCUUUACAAAUGGGACAUCCCACACUCAGUUCAAUCUAUGUCUUGUCAUGUCGGGCCUUUUUCUUCAUCCACCCCUACCCCCUCCAAUCCACCUGGCCUGGAUCUCAUGCCUUUGGUGACUUUGGUCUGCCUGUUUUAUAAUGUUCUAUUUCUGUCCGCAUGCUGACGAUUGGGAAAACCACAUACUGAUAUUAGGGUGUGCACUGAACUAGAAACAGACAUUAUGGAGCUAGACUAUUUCCUGUCUGACAUGCCCUAGAACCACAAGCACAUUUCUUCACAAACACACACAUAUAUGCGUGCGCGCACGCACACACACACACACACAUACGCACACACACACGCUCUCACUGGUCACUUUGGUGUCUCUGAAGCCAGCUACUCACUGACCCUCACAUAGCCCUUAAACUCCAGAGUAGAUUGCUCCAGCCACUGCAGAAAGAGAUACGUGUUUUAUGAGGCUAUACUCCAGAGGGACUCUUUCCUCUUUUAUCGACAUCCUGAUAAGUUUGUAGACCAGUCUUCAUUAUUUAGUUACAUUAUUGUUUCCUUGAGCAGUACUCACACCACCAGUCUAGCAAUGGUCUGAACGAUUUUGCCACAAUUUGUAAUUACAAGUUGAAAUAGAGUCAUUUUGAUCACAAUUAAAUUAACCGCUAAUAAGUAAUCGGUUUACCAUUAUCUUUUAUCCAAGAUAAGCACUGACAGGGCCAUUGGAAUGAACAGACCCCGCUGCCUUGCAUUAACUCGUCUUUUGUGCCAUUAUUCUAAUGCCAUGCUGUAUAGGGGCUUUUAGUACAGGGGAUGCAUGCAAAUUGUGCAUGUUUGAGCUGAACUUUAGGAACGUCUGUGCUAGCCCAGUAACGCCGUCAGGCUUUGUUUUUUCCUCUGCUUUGUUUGUUUUGAGUUCUGUUCCCUCUUCUUCCCCCACCCUCAGAGUUUGAGCUCAAAUCCCUGCUGGCAACAGAUUUAGCUGAAGGGGGGUGAAUGAAGGUCUGACGUAUUGCAAAAAAGCCUUUCAUAUUCCUGUGUUUAUGCUCAGAGGAAUGGCUAAAUACAAAUCUCUAGGGGAAAUGAGAGAUGAGGGAAGAGAGAACGGGAAAAUAAAGGAGGAAUAGAAAGAUUUUAUUUUGAAUACAAGGAAUAAAAACGGGGGGAAAAAAACAGGAAUUGUACUGUAUUUGGUUAGAACGAAGUUUCUGUGCCCCAUGCACACUAGGGAAUGCAAUCCUAACAUCUUGCUACACAUAGUUGCUCAUAUACACAUACGGCACAGAGACACCUGCCUAUCUUCUUAAUCCUCCUGUGUGCAGUCUUAUCACGCCUGGUGCACAUGGCUGAGUAUGCAGGACACAGUGAACGGUCUCAUCAUUGUGUACUGCCCCCCACGCACCCCACCCCCCGGGCCCAACAUCUGCCACUGAUGUGCCGUGGCUUUUGAUGCCCAGGCUCUGUCCUUGCGGGUGCACACCGAGUUUGUGCCAUUUUAAACCUGGCCCAGGGAUUUGACCACGGCUCAGUGUUCGGCAGCGUCUCGGCCUCGCUGCUAUCAACACAACACAUCCCCUCCAGUUCACCUCAAGCAACUGCAGUUUCAAUGGCUGGGGACUCUGCAGAGCCCAGAAGGGAGUUAUACUGUAACAGGAAAGGGACUUUAUAGGACCCAGAGUGGAGUUAUACAGUAACAGCAUAGGGAUUCUCUAGGGCCCAUAGUUGGAUAGCUUUAAUACAUACAGUACAGUAGAAGGAGCUUUUACAUUCUUGUAAUUCCCCUCAAUCAGUGUCACCAUUACCGAUGUUCAGGCCAAUAUUUUUCCUCCCUAUUGAUUGCUAUUGUUCCAUGCUGUUACACAUUAUUCUUUAACCUUUUAACCCCAAUUAUCUUAACCCUGGUUUGUAAGCAUCGCUUUGCCAAACUGCAGAGUUAAAUCUAAGCUUAUACAUUAACCUUUGUCUUAAUCAUACUUCAGGUUGGUCUGACAAAGCAUUUUUGCACCCUUAAUUUGAUUUCUGUUAACAAAUAAAGACAAGGAACGCUACUGUCACAGACUUAAUUUUAUUUACACAGUCAAUGUUGAUAUUUGAACUUGCAGUAAAACUGACCGAAAGCAAUAUUAUACUAUAAUUUAUUUUCAUUUUCUGGUCCAAGAUUCUCAACAUUCACCCCUCCCAAAAAUAUCUUAAUGGUCUUUCCAUUUAAUUUCUAUGGGAAUUCCUUCUUUCCCCCUCUUCUAGAGAGGGCAUUUAUUUCUGUGGGAUGUAAAUAUGCGCUACAUUGUUUUCUUCUGUAGUUGGUUUGUUGUUGUUUUUGUUUCAAUAUGUUAUUUUUAUGUACACAGACCUAAAGCAGUGUUGUGGAGACCUGGUCCAAACGUAAAAUAUGGCUCCUCUGAGUAUAUUAUUGUCAGAAAAUGUUUUGUAAAAAUUUUGAUGACAAAAUAAAAAUGAAAGAAAUUUGAAGAUAAA